Molecule: messenger RNA, 4998 nt
Organism: Saimiri boliviensis boliviensis (Bolivian squirrel monkey)
Lineage: Eukaryota; Metazoa; Chordata; Mammalia; Primates; Cebidae
Gene: ZC3H3
Product: zinc finger CCCH-type containing 3
Cellular component (GO): nucleus
Molecular function (GO): metal ion binding
Source: RefSeq, a predicted model, not a curated record
CCAUUGCCAGGGCGACGGCGGGUCGCAGGUGGCCGGGGGACAUCCGGGCCGUUUCCCCGCGGCCCCGCCCCGCCCCGCCCGCGGGGAAACGGUCGCGUAGCGAUGACGUCGCGGGGGCCUGGCCGGGCGUCGGGGACUCAGGAGAUGGAGGAAAAGGAGAUAUUACGGCGGCAGAUCCGCCUCCUGCAGGGUCUGAUCGAUGACUACAAAACCCUCCAUGGCAAUGCUCCAGCCCCAGGCACGCCAGCAGCUUCCCAGUGGCAGCCACCCACUUACCACAGUGGCAGGGCCUUCAGUGCCCGCUACCCUCGUCCAAGCCGGAGGGGCUACUCCUCACACCAUGGGACCUCGUGGCGCAAGAAAUACUCCCUUGUGAAUCGGCCUCCGGGACCCUCAGACCCACCUGGCGACCAUGCUGUGCAGCCAUUGCAUGGGGCUAGGGGUGGCCAGGCUCCUGACCCACGGCAGCAUGUCCUUGAGAGACAGGUCCGGCUCACUCAAGGUCAGAAUAUGGUCACCAAAAUUAAACCACCAUCAAAGUCUGGCUCUGCCAAGGCCUCAGGGGCCCAGCGGGGCUCUUUGCGAGAAUAUGAGGACACCCCCUGGAGUGACCAAAGGCCCCAGGAAGGUGAAGGUGAGCCCCCUAGGGGACAGCUGCAGCCCUCAAGACCAGCAAGAGCCAGGGGCACCUGCAGUGUGGAAGAUCCUCUUCUGGUCUGCCAGAAGGAGCCUGGUAAGCCCAGGGUGGUGAAGUCUGUGGGCAACGUAGGCGACAGCCCCCUGGAGCCCCGCCGGACUGUCAGUGAGAGUGUGAUUGCCGUCAAGGCUAGCUGCCCAUCCUCCGCUCUGCCCCCGCGCACUGGCAUGGCCCUGGGCCGGAAGGUGGGUUCUCAUUCUGUGGCCAGCCGUGCUACACAGCUCCUCGGAGAUGGGAGAGUAGAUGCCGGCCCCGCGGAUCAGCCAGUUCUGGCUGGCUCCGUGGUGGGCCCGGCCAGACCGGCCUCAGGACCCAGGCAGGCCCGGGAGGCCUCGCCGCCUGUGUCCUGUCGAACUAACAAGUUCCGGAAAAGCACCUACAAAUGGGUGGCCGCCUCUGCGAAGAGUCCCCGGGCCGCUCGGAGAGUGCUCAGCCCCAGAGUGGCUGCAGAGAACGUGCGCAAGGCUGCCGCUGGCGUGGCCAGUAAGGUGGAGAAGCCGCAGCUCAGAGCCGACCCAGAGCUCAAGCCCAGGAAGCCAGCCACGUCCUCCCAGCCAGGGUCUGCCCCCAGCAAGUACAAGUGGAAGGCAUCCAGCCCCUCUGCCUCCUCCUCUUCCUCCUUCCGUUGGCAGUCGGAGGCUGGCAGCAAGGAACGUGCCUCCCAGCUCUCCCCAGUCCUGUCUGGGUCCCCGUCGGGGGACGGACCAGCAGUAGGACCCAGUGGUUUGAAGCCCCUCUCUGGGGAGACCUCAGUCUCAGCUUACAAAGUGAAAAGCCGCACCAAGAUCAUCCGGAGGCGGGGCAGUACCAGCCUUCCUGGAGACAAGAAAAGCAGCCCCUCCCUUGCUACCACCGCCAAGAGCCACCUCAGCCUCCGGCGGAGACAGGCGCUCCGGGGGAAGAGCAGCCCUGUCCUGAAGAAGACCCCCAACAAGGGCCUGGUACAGGUUACCACACACCGGCUGUGCCGCCUGCCCCCGAGCCGGGCCCACGUCCCCACCAAGGAAGCAUCCAGCCUGCAUGCCCUGCGGACUCCACCCACUAGCAAGGUGAUCAAGACCCGCUACCGCAUCGUCAAGAAGACCCCGGCCUCAUCUCUCAGCGCCCCGCCCUUCCCCCUGUCUCUGCCCUCCUGGCGGGCCCGGCGGCUCUCACUGUCCAGGUCCUUGGUGCUGAACCGCCUGCGUCCAGUUGCCAGCGGGGGUGGGAAAGCCCAACCAGGCUCCCCUCGGUGGCGGAGCAAAGGCUACCGCUGCAUCGGAGGGGUCCUCUACAAAGUGUCUGCCAACAAGCUCUCCAAGACCUCCGGCCAGCCUGGUGAUGCCGGCAGCAGGCCCCUCCUCCGCACAGGCCGGCUGGACCCUGCAGGCAGCUGUAGCCGUUCCCUGGCCAGCCGGGCCGUGCAGCGUAGCCUGGCCAUCAUCCGUCAGGCGCGGCAGCGGAGGGAGAAGAAGAAGGAGUUCUGCAUGUACUACAACCGCUUCGGCAGGUGCAACCGCGGCGAGCGCUGCCCCUACAUCCACGACCCUGAGAAGGUGGCCGUGUGCACCAGGUUUGUCCGGGGCACCUGCAAGAAGACGGAUGGGACCUGCCCCUUCUCCCACCACGUGUCCAAGGAGAAGAUGCCAGUGUGCUCGUACUUUCUGAAGGGCAUCUGCAGCAACAGCAACUGCCCCUACAGCCACGUGUAUGUGUCUCGCAAGGCCGAGGUCUGCAGCGACUUCCUGAAAGGCUACUGCCCGCUGGGUGCAAAGUGCAAGAAGAAACACACACUGUUGUGCCCAGACUUCGCCCGCAGGGGGUCGUGUCCCCGGGGCACCCAGUGCCAGCUGCUCCACCGCACCCAGAAACGCCACAGUCGGCGGGCAGCCACAUCCCCCGCCCCAGGACCCAGCGACACCGCUGCCAGGAGCAGGGCCUCAGCCAGCCACGGGCCCAGGAAGCCCUUGGCAGCCCAGCGCCCCACCAGGCAGACGCCCAGCUCUCCUGCCCUCACCGGGGCUGCCCUGGCUGCGCCUCCCCACUCCCCAGGGGUGUCAGCCUCUCCCUCAUCCUCCAAGGCGGCCUCUUCUCCUUCCUCCUGUUCCUCCUCCCCCUCCUCCCUGUCCCCUCUCAAUUCCUUGGACCAGGAGGCCCCGUCUCUCCAGGAGGCCACCUCAGCGGUGGCGCGCUCCAGCAGGCUCUGCAAGCUGCCCUCCUUCAUCUCCCUGCAGUCCUCACCAAGCCCAGGAGGCCAGCCCAGGGCCCGGGCCCCCAGGGCCCCCCUGACCAAGGACUCAGGUAGGCAGCGUGGCCUGACUCAGGCACAGGGGAGUUUUAAAUGCCCAUCCCAGACCACCACGUCAGAAUCUUCAGGUGGAGCCUGGGUGAGUCCUGAGGGCACCAGGUGUGCACCUGCCAGCCCGGGGGGCGGGGCUGGCCGAGGGCGAGUGUGGCGGUGGCCCCUGCGCUGUCGGCCCCAGCUGAGGCUGAUUUAAUUAGAAAGCACCCAUUUCUGUUAAUUUGUUCUGGAAGAUCACGGCGCACUCCUGGAGAGAACAGAUGUUCCCUCUCCCCCAGUGAGCGUUUGGGGCUUGGUAAAUGGCUCCACUCAGCCUUGUUUAGGAGAGAAAAGAGGAUUUUAUGGCUGCAAACGACCCUUUCUGUAAACAUUUUACAGCUCUCUGCGCGUUUGAGUGACGAUAAACCCCACGCAGCUCGGCGGGCUGCAAAUUUGUGACCAUACGGCUAUCAUUUUAUUGUCAUAUUUCACGGUCGUAACGUUAAUGGAAGAUGCUUGCUGCAGCCUUCUCCAGCAUCUCCGCUGAGCACGCUCAAACGCCUGCCUCGGAGGGGCUGCCUCCUGCUCACAGCCUCCACGCUGGGCGUGGAGUGUGGCCAGACCCCACCCCACAAGACGUGGGCACCCGCUCCCUCCAUCUGGGUGGGCCUCUCUGGGCUGGGGAAGCAGAUAGGCCCCCAGGCAGGCACCUCUUCUAUUUUUUUUUAAGAUCAGGAACCCAGCAGCCAAUUCCAGAGCCAGCAGAGGUGGGCAGGGUGCUGAGGGGUCCCAUGUGCAGCUUGGGCAGGCCCCUCAAAACGCUGCCGUGGCCGGGUACUCGGGCAGGUGGAGGUGCCUGGGACGGUUUCUGGGUAGGAAGCUGGGCCGCAGGGGCAGGCUGACAGGUCAGAGCCGGGUAGUCCGCCACCUGGGCCCACAGCUGUGUGCGGGCGAGUGGCCCCGGGGCAAUGCCGGUCCUGGGGCAGCUACACGGAGGUGUCUGUAUUCAGUGGGCUGCCGUGGUGCCUGUGGGGUGGUCUGGAGAUCUGGGGAGAGAGGAGCGGCGCCAGCACCUAGUUAGUGAGUGAGCACUCACAGGGCAGGGGCCCCCAAGGUUCCCCGCUGGGGGGAACUGCUCCCUCCCACACCGCCUGCCUCCAGGCCCUGCCCGCCUCACCCUGGGGCCUCUGUCCUGCCCUGCCCCUCCUGCCACAGCUUGUGUGCACCCCGGCUUUCCACAUGGAAGGUGCAGCAUGGCCGCCUCACGGGCCUGGCAGCCUCACUGCAGGUGUGUGUGUGUGUGGGGUUGCCCAGUGCUGUGUGUGCUGGGACCGAUGGCUUAACCUGCAGACCUUGUGGCUAGGACCGCCGCCCCUGCCAGGAGGACCCUUGGAUUGCAGGCAGAAGCCUCAGUCGACGCCAUAGACUGAGCCUGCACCAUGGGCGGACAGGCACAGUGGCUCACCAGGACCCGUUGGCAGCGGCGGCAGGAGCUGAGGCCUGUGGCCUGUGAGCUCUUCUCUCUGGAACUCAGACCCUGCUGUGUUAGCCCCAUCCUGAGUCCCAGACCAGGAGCAUUGCAUACUGGGGAGGGUCUUCUAGGGCUUUCCUGGCACCUGACUUUUGCCCUCUUGCACAGGGAAGCCUCUGCACAUCAAGCCACGUUUGUGAGGACCCCAGGAACCGGCCUGCACCUACCUCAGACCCUCGUCCUUGGAGAGGAAAGAGGCUGUGUCUGCCACUCUGCCCCAGAGGAGGGCUGCCCCCCACCACCCCCACCUGGGGCCACAGGGACACUGUUCUGCCUGCCUGGAAACUUCCAUGACCACUGUGUGCCCAGGGCCUGGCCCCUGACCCCACCCACCCCCCUCCAGGGUGCCAGGCAGGGGUGGCCUCCAGGCCUGUUCCCCACAGCCUUUGGCAGCAGUGGCCCUGUGGCCCCCCAGCCCUCUCCACCCAGGUCUUGAGCCCAGUGAAGAGGCCACCGGCCAGGCCUCCCAGGCAGGUGUUUUAUGUUCAGCAAUAAAAGUUCUGUCCAUAA